ACGGACGGCGCAUGCGCGUUCGCACACACCCGUGCUUGUUCACCUUUAUUUUUGGAAGCGGCUCAAAGAGUGGAAGCGUGGAAGCGGUAAGCGAGCGAGUGAAGCGGCUUAGCCUUAGCGGCGACUGGCCUGUCAUUACUGUGUCACUAGAGUGUCGCGGACUGUUGGCGUGUUCGGAUGUGCGUGUGUAUGCGCAUGACUCCGACCCAUCAUCACGAGCGAUGUCGACGCGAACGACGAUGACGAUAUUCAAGUCGAGGAUUGGCUCGACACCAUUAACGAACGGCAAUGGCAAUCUCGCCGAGACUCAGAAAUCGAUGCCAGCGAGACUCUGGUCGAGCAUUCGCUUGAACGAGUGGACGUUCACUCUGAUGCUCUUUACCUUCUCGCUCACCAUCAUCGUGGGCAAGCUGUACAUGAAUUAUUAUGGAAAGCAUUUGUCAUGGCAAGCCGGCGAUCGAUACUCUUUGCCGUCGGUGGCAUUUACGCAAAUGUAUGAAACAAUACCGAGUAUGUCCGACGUUUUAUCGAAAUUUGAUGCGAAACAAUUGCCAACGAAUAACGAAAGACUCUUGAACGCAGGAGCAACCGCUGAUAUGCUGAUAGCAUUUUACGGCAGAUUUUGGUGGCUAUUGAAAGCAACGAUGAGCGGACUUGUGAUAACAGGUUUCACUUGGUUUAUCCUUUACAAGGACAGCAGUAUACCCGGUGUCAACCCACCAUCUCCUUUCAGUCCUUCCAAGCAGAGGAUACGUGGCGAUUCAAGGAUACAGAUAAAUUAUUUAGUUGGUGCGAUAAAUGGGAUAUUAUUUUUCAUCUACAUGUGUCUUUAAAGCAGGGGAAACAUUGUCGAUUUUGAAAAGAUGGUUCUAUUUUUCUCUUUUUGUCUAUUUAUAUAGUAUUAUUUAUUUAAUUCACUAAUUUGUAUCGUCGGUAGCACUACGUUUAUUUAUGAGUGGUAAACUACUUUUAUAUGUGAAAAAGGCCUACUAAUGACAAAGUCUUAGUAUUUUGUAGCUCUUUUUCUAUUAACAUAUUGCUAUAUUAUGCAACGAUGUCGUAAGUAGCUUUGAGCAAAAAUUAAAAGCGAAAACUAAAGGUUCGCGAAAAUGCACAGGAAUACAUUUUUCUAAAAUGUGAAAAACUUCGAACGAAACCCACUAUUAGCACAUAAAGAAUUUAUUCUGCUUCCAUGUAUAUUAAUAAGCGUUAUUAAUGGCACAAAGUGCAGAAAGUUAUUGAAACCAAGUACUUUGGUUGCGCGGUAUGUAACAACCAAAAACGUUAAAGUACAAAACAGAUUGUUCCAUGCCUUCUUCUCCAAAUUUUACAGGAUAUGUAAAAAUUCUUCCAAAAUUCUGCCAGUACUGAUCUGUAGUUUGUUACAUGCACUAUAGUUUUUCAGUACUGGUAGUUGAUUUUGAAACACAGUCAUAGUUAUCUAUUGCUACUGUUUAAGACUGAUUGAUAAUCUGAAAGGGCAUAUUUAUUGGUACGCUAGAGUAAGUAUUGUAAGGAACAGUUAAUUUAUGUACGUAGAAUAUAUAUAUAUUUUUUGCUUAUAUAAGAAUGUAUAUAAAUAGCAGAAACGUGAGGCUAUGAGUGAUAUUAUAUUUCAUAUUCAACGCGUCAUUCUAAAUGUUAUGAAAAUGAUUGAAGUCUCUCAUUGGCAGCUAAGAAUAUAAGAAGAAAAACAUCUGAAAAUCAUUCGCCUAUAUUUAUACUUGAAUU
Molecule: messenger RNA, 1731 nt
Organism: Mycetomoellerius zeteki
Lineage: Eukaryota; Metazoa; Arthropoda; Insecta; Hymenoptera; Formicidae
Exons: 3
Coding region: 12-833 (273 amino acids)
Source: RefSeq, a predicted model, not a curated record